Molecule: messenger RNA, 1359 nt
Organism: Striga hermonthica
Lineage: Eukaryota; Viridiplantae; Streptophyta; Magnoliopsida; Lamiales; Orobanchaceae
Source: the annotation of a GenBank genome assembly
AUGUACUCCCCUUCUAAAGUUACUUUGGUUCAAGCUACGUUGAGUAGUAUCUCAAAAGGCGAACAACGUAAACGGUGGAAGAGGAAACCAACUCAAAAUACUUCGGAUAUUCCGUUGGAGGGUCCUGGCAAACGGAUAAUGGUGGUUGAGGAUGUAGUUAUGGAGGACAACACUUGUUCGAUUAUUGAAGCGGCGACCUCUGCUCAGCAGAGGCGCCGAGAGCAAUGGGUCGUCUUUGUUGGAACGUGCGAGGGUUGGGGAAUCCUUGCAUAUAAUAUUCGCUAUCAUCUUUCUCUUUCGGGAAAUUUUGUAGUGGACUGUUCGGGUUUCAAUGGCGGGCUUAUGUUGUUGUGGUCAGAUAGAUGGAAGGUAGAAAUUAAAUCUUUUUCGGUGGGACACAUUGAUGCGGUUAUCGAAGAUCAAGAGUUCAGACGUUGGCAAUUUACGGGAUUUUAUGGACAACCGAAGGCGGUGAAUCGACAUCAUAUGUGGAAUCUUAUUCGUAGACUCAAACCAUUGUCGAAUCUUCCUUGGCUUUGCGGUGGGGAUUUCAAUGAAACUUUACUGUUGGAGGAGCGUUGUGGAGGGGCCUUCCGGAACCAAGCUUAUUCUCGGGCUUUCCAACAGAUCCUCAUAGAUUGCAAUUUGGAUAAUAUUCCUUUUAAAGGAUUUCCCUUCACGUGGAACAAUAAAAGAAAAAGAGCGGUGAAUAUUCAAGCUCACUUGGACAGAUUUUUGGCCUCAGACGAUUGGUUGAAUCUUUUCUCUGAAUCUUGGUCUGAACAUCUUCCUUUCUUUUCAUCUGAUCACAAGCCCAUUCUUAUUCAUUCAGAGGAGAGACAGGCUCACGCACCGGUUUCAAAAAAUUGCCAGGUCAGAUUUGAACCAUUUUGGUUAAAAGAACAUGGUUACUUCGAUGUUGUUCGAGAGAGUUGGUCGAGAGGCCCGUCUUCCCCUUUUCGUCGUCAGAAAAACUUCAAGUUUUCUUCGAGCCUGUCCGACUGUAGGAAAAGGUUGCAGAAGUGGAGCAAAAAGUCCUUUUCGGGGUGGAAGCAAAUUUUGGAGAAGAAGGAGAAGCGACUUCAACAACUUUAUGAAUCUCCAGAUUCUCUGAAUUUAAUGGCCAUGAUUAAAGAACUAGAGUCAGAGAUUCAGAGACUCCAAUGCCGCGAGAAGGGUUUCAGGAAACAGAGGGCCCGUAUCGACUGGCUCAAUAAAGGAGAUUGCAAUACAAGAUUUUUUCAUUCUCGGGCUAAAGCCAGAUUUAGUGCUAAUCGAAUCGAUAAGCUUAAAAACGAGCAGGGAGAAUGGACACGAAGCGAGCAAUAUAUUGGUGAGCUUGUUUCCACGUUUUUUUAA